UGUUUCAAACACCAACGGCUGGUCGUGCGCUCAAAUUAAGUGUAGAAAAAAGUUUCAUGGAAAAAAAUUUUACAUUUUGCAAAGAAAAAUUGAGUUUACAAUGAAAAAAUAUGGAUAAUUGUAAUUGUAGUGCAAGUAAAGGCGUAGAUUUUAGUUAAUUUUUCUACUACGACAAUGAAAAAACAUAAAGCGUAACGCACGCCAUGAAGGCUUGAAAAUAAAUAAAUAAGAAAAUAUGUGUGUGUGUUUGUGCUGUGGCAUGAAGUAAGCAUAAUAGCGGCAAAAAUAAUAAAAUAAAAUAAAGAAUAAUAAUAAUAAUAAAUAGUUUGUCGUUACGCACGCACUUAGCAACUUCAGUAACAAACAUGAUAGCAAAAAUAAAAAAAUGUAGCAACAAGAACAGUAAAAAUUGUAUAAAACAAAAAGGAUUCAUCAAAGCAUGCGAUUGUAAUAUAGCAAAAGAUUUCCAACUAGCCAGUCAAUCAACUUAACUGUAAAGUUAAGAAACGGCAAACACUAUUAGUAGUUGAGCAAAACCGGCGAGCACAUCCAGCGGUGUAUUUCUAACGGCCGAUACCAGCGCAAGAGCUACCACAAACCAAUCAGUUAUCCUGCCAUUAAAGUAAAUAACGUGCAACACACAUACACAGUUAGCCACAACAAAAUUAGCACAACCACUACUACAACAACUACAACUACAACUAUACAACUUACUAAUGCAACAAAAGAUUGCGCAAAUAUUUCUUGCACUUGCACUGUGGCUCAUUUGAAGAGGAAGAAUGAAGGAGAUUGCAAAAUUAAAAAAAUAUUUAUAUCCUUCCUGUGAUGAAGUGAAGCGCUUGCUGCAUAAUAGAAAACCAAUAUUACACAUAUGAAAAUAUGCUAAUAAAUACAUACACACAUACAAAGUCAUUGCAAAUAUAAUCAAGUAGACAACUUGAUUGAGCAAAUCGACGACGAAGAGACGUAAGGAUUAAACUUAAAUUGACAACGUAAUAGUAGCAGCAAAAUAAAACAACAACAACACUACGUAAACGAAAUACCAACAAGACUUAAACAACAGUAAAUCAGCAGCGAAGCUAACGUGUACAACCGGCUUAAAAACAAAAGAACACAAGUAGCAACACCAGGCAAAGGCUGCAGAUAAAAGGGGAGUGAGGUUAAUAUAGAAAUUCAUAAUAAAAGUUAUAUAAAAAUACAACGCCUACGACCGUCAGCAGUAAUAAUAACAACAACGACUACAAAUACCAAUCACAACACUCAUCCAUCAUCAGCAGCUGAGCGUACGUGUAAGCGCCCGCCUGUGCAUGUCUGCCUGUGUGCUUGUGCAUGUGUGUAUGUGUGUGCAUAAUAUGCUGUAGAUUAUAAUAUUCUCCAACCUCUCCAUCAGCAUACACUCACAGCCACAGCCUCAAUCAUAGCUCAUAGUCACAGCCACAGCCCGGCAUUGUCGUUGUGUCGUUCUCGUACUCGUUGUCGCUGUGGUUGGUCGUCGUUGUCAUCCAUAGCUUUAACUUUAUUAACCCACAAACAAUUGCCAUAACAUAACAUAACAUUCGAGCGCACGAGGCAAUAGCAUCCAUCGGCCUCCCGUUAUUGGUUUUAUAUUGGUAAAUAUAGCGUCGUAAUUCUUCGCUGUCAUCAAUAUGGCACUUAGCAGUAGCAGAGGAGUUUGCGGCGGCGGCGGCAGCAGCAGUAGUAGUAGGCAUGCUGUCAGCAGUAGAGGCUGUGGGAGAAGCAUAUCAACGUGGAGUAAAUGCACAAACCUAUUACUAAUGCCGCGUGCACGUCUCGUCACCCUGUGGCUGGCAUUCAAUUUGGCGUUGAUCGCGCAGGACCCAAGCGCCUCAGUCGAUGCAGCGACUGGUGGCGGCAGCAUGUUGGGUGAUGUUAACAUAUCCGCUAUACUUGACUCCUUUAGCGUUAGCUAUGACAAAAGAGUAAGACCUAACUAUGGAGGUCCACCAGUGGAGGUUGGCGUCACAAUGUAUGUCCUCAGUAUCAGUUCGGUUUCGGAAGUUCUCAUGGACUUUACAUUGGAUUUUUACUUUCGUCAAUUUUGGACCGAUCCUCGUUUAGCGUAUAGAAAACGGCCUGGUGUAGAAACACUAUCGGUUGGAUCUGAGUUCAUUAAAAAUAUUUGGGUACCUGACACCUUUUUUGUAAAUGAAAAACAAUCAUAUUUUCAUAUUGCAACAACAAGUAAUGAAUUCAUACGUGUUCAUCAUUCUGGAUCAAUAACACGAAGUAUUAGAUUAACAAUUACCGCAUCUUGUCCAAUGAAUUUGCAAUAUUUUCCUAUGGAUCGACAACUAUGUCAUAUAGAAAUCGAAAGUUUCGGCUAUACAAUGCGUGACAUUCGUUAUAAGUGGAAUGAAGGUCCAAACUCGGUUGGUGUUUCGAGUGAGGUAUCUCUGCCCCAAUUUAAGGUCUUGGGUCAUCGUCAGAGGGCUAUGGAAAUCAGUCUUACAACAGGAAAUUACUCACGACUCGCAUGUGAGAUACAAUUCGUGCGUUCGAUGGGUUACUAUCUCAUUCAAAUAUAUAUACCCUCUGGACUGAUCGUUAUUAUAUCAUGGGUAUCAUUUUGGCUAAAUCGUAAUGCCACACCGGCUCGUGUGGCGCUCGGUGUUACCACCGUGUUAACAAUGACUACACUGAUGUCAUCAACAAAUGCAGCAUUGCCAAAGAUUUCGUAUGUCAAAUCGAUUGACGUAUAUCUAGGAACAUGCUUCGUGAUGGUCUUUGCCAGUCUUUUGGAAUACGCCACCGUCGGCUAUAUGGCAAAACGAAUUCAAAUGCGAAAACAAAGAUUUAUGGCGAUCCAAAAGAUAGCUGAACAAAAAAAGCAGCAACUGGAUGGGGUGCAACCACCGCCCAAUCCAAAUCCGAGCGCGGGUGAUCAUGGGCAUGGGCAUGCACAUACACAUAGUCAUGCUCAUCCUCAUGCGCCAAAACAAACAGUGAGUAACCGACCAAUUGGCUUUUCAAAUAUGCAACAAAACGUUGGUACGCGCGGUUGCUCGAUAGUGGGACCCUUGUUCCAGGAGGUGAGAUUCAAGGUGCACGACCCGAAGGCACAUUCCAAGGGCGGUACGCUCGAGAAUACCGUGAAUGGCGGACGUGGCGGACCGCCAGUGGGACCACCCGGACCGGGACAACAAGGUGGUGGCGGCGGCGGCGGCGGAGUCGGUGGUGGUGGCGGCGGCGGUGGAGGUGGAGCGCCCGAAGGUGGGGACGCCGAAGCGGCAGUACCAUCCCAUUUAUUACACCCGGGCAAGGUAAAAAAAGAUAUCAACAAGCUGUUAGGCAUUACGCCUUCAGAUAUUGACAAAUAUUCGCGUAUAGUGUUCCCCGUGUGCUUCGUUUGCUUCAAUCUAAUGUACUGGAUCAUCUACUUGCACGUGAGCGAUGUAGUCGCCGAUGAUCUAGUGUUGCUCGGCGAGGAGAAGUAAAGCAAAUGACGAUGCAAAGCACACAAGCUUGCCGCUAAGCAGCAAGCAGCGAUAUGCGAAAGCAGAAAAGCAGCUACGCUUGUAUGCAGUAGAACUGCAACCAGAGGCGGUCAUGCGGAAUGCAGGCGUGGCGAAAACAGCGAGCGUUUCGAACUAAUUAAAUUAAGUUUAUAUUUUAAGCAAACACAAUAUAGUAAAAGUUUAGCAUAAUUAUCAUACAUAAAAAAAAAAAUAUUAAAAAAAAAAACAAAAAAUAUACGCACGUGAAGAUAAAACCAAAAUAAAUUAGGAAAUUCAGUCAAGACGACGACGAAGAAAGCAGUAGUUAAAAAAUAAUAAUAAUUUAUACUGUGCAAAUCAGUAGAAUAUGAACAUAGGGUUGAAGGGGAGCCUAGAAUGAAAAAUCAAAAUUCAAAUUUGUUAAAUUCUAAAUAAGCGUGUGACGCUGCUGUUGGUGUAAAGCAGCGUUAUGCGCGCGACCACUGGCAAAACAAAAACAAAAUACUUUAUAGCAAAGUAAUAAGGCGAUUGAGAGUAAACGAAUAGCGUAAAGCUAGCGCUCAUACAUAUAAUACAAAAAUAUACAUAAAUAAUAAUUAACAAAAAAUAAACACUUAAACAAUGAUUCAAAAGUGUUGAUAGCUCAAAAAAUUAAAACAAAAAACUAUUUAUAAUAAAUAUUUAAUAAAUUACUACCGCACACAUGAUAUAAGAAACAAUAUGUGGAGUUAACGAAAUGCCAGUGAAAUGCUUAAAAUAGUAAAGAAUAUAAAUAAAAAAUUAGUUAAAUGAAUAGCAAAACAGAAUUUUACAACAACAAAUUCAAAUAACACACGGUAAUGACAAACACACGCACUGUUUCAUAUAUACAAUGUAAGUAAAUACAAGUGAGCGUACAUUUUAUUAAAAUUCAAGUUUAAACAAUUUUUUCGUAUAAAAAUAGCAAUUUAACUUUGUAAAAUAAUUAUUGUUUAAUUACUUCAUUUAGUUUUAUUUUUAAUGUAUGAUUCUUGCAAAUGGAAAAACAAAGAAUAAGCAAUUACACACUUAAUAAAGCAGUUAAUUCAAUUAUUAACUAAUUAUAUUUAAAUUUUUAAUAAUCAAUUUAUUUUAGUAAUGAAGUGAAAUUACUUUAAAUUUUAUUUAAUUAAAAUUUAAAAAUAUAAUUUUAAUUUUUAAUUACUGCCUUCUCGACAUUUAUGAAGCAAAACAGAAUUUAAAUAAUAUUUAAUAAAUUAAUAGUAAAUCUGUUGGUUUUCAAGACCCAGUUAUUAGUGCCGUUGCUCAUUCCUCAAUAAACUAAGUGACCCACGCUGUCGUAGUUGUGACUAUCAACAGUGACGAGAGAGUUAGGCCGGCAAUGCGAUGACGGUUUUAUAGCGGGAGAUAUUUCGUCUUGUCCUCGUUCAUCACCCGACACAUUUACCUCGCUUCCUUAAACAAUCUGGAGAAAGAUUUGAUUGAAGAUUGUAUUGUAAAUUAUCUGUUUUGCUCUGCAGCUCGCUUCAUUUUCUAUAGCAUUACGUUGAAGAAGCCACCUGAGAAAAAGUCGCUCUGUCUAUAUCAAGCGGCUCGAAGCUCCUUUUUCUGCUAUCGAAGGCAGCUUUCGAUUCCUAAAUCGAAUAAGUCGAUCGCCUUUCCUUUUCAAUAUUAAUUUUCGUUCUCAAAAAAGAUUAAAAUAAAAAGCUCAAUUUAUUUCAAGUCUUUAAUAUGUAUAUAUGAAAUUUGUUAAAGCACAUUCGCAAGCUCAAAAAUGCCGUCAAUAAAUAAUACAAACAAAAAUAUUUACUAGUUAAAAUUCUUUUGAUUUAUUAAUUUAUAUUAAUAAUAAUAUUAAUUAAUUCUCAUUUUUUAUUAUUAUUAUUUUCAAUUUUUUUAAACAUGAAUUUAAAGCAAUAACUAAACAUAAUUGUAUAAACAUAUGUAUGUUUUACUUAUUUAUAAAAAAAAAAUUAGUAAAUUUCUAUACUUUAGCGCUUCCAAAACUAUUUGCCAAAUUUUUGAAAAAAAAAGAGAAUGCUAAAAAUAUUUAAAAACUAUUUAUUAGCAGAACGUUAAAGAAUUUCUAGGGCACAAAACGAAUUGCAGUAAUAGCAAAAAGCACACACACUUACACAUGCGCGCGCACAGCGGUAACACCGGCGAUAGAUGUACGUAUGUAAAUGCGAAAAUACUCAUAAGUGCUAGCUUAUAUAAAAUUAUAGGCAAUUAAGUUAAUUUAGUGGCGUUUUCCCCAUUUUGUAUUGAGUUAUUAAAAAUAUAUUUAAGCAAAAAUUUUAAUGUUAAAAAUUACUGUUUUAAAAAUAAUUACUUUUUUAUUUUCAACACGCUUAUUUAUAAAUUCACAAUUUUCCAAACCUGUUCGUAAUACACUGAGCAUUCGUGCAUACAUACAUACACGUACCAAAUGGCACACUCAUACGAAAAAUA
Messenger RNA from Ceratitis capitata (Mediterranean fruit fly), 5885 nucleotides. It is a transcript of the gene Rdl, whose product is annotated as gamma-aminobutyric acid receptor subunit beta. The coding region runs from base 1647 to 3455 and encodes 602 amino acids. The transcript is spliced from 10 exons. Gene Ontology annotation, cellular component: membrane; neuron projection; synapse. Gene Ontology annotation, molecular function: chloride channel activity; extracellular ligand-gated monoatomic ion channel activity; GABA-A receptor activity. Gene Ontology annotation, biological process: regulation of membrane potential; nervous system process; signal transduction. The record is from RefSeq and is a predicted model, not a curated record. Lineage: Eukaryota; Metazoa; Arthropoda; Insecta; Diptera; Tephritidae.